AUGUUGGACAAGAAAGAGCCCAAGUUAACAGCUAAUCGCUCAAUGUUGUUGCUAUCCUCACCGUCUAGGCUCAAUGUGGUGUCAUCUGAUUGGUCUAAAGUUGAAAAACACAAUAAAGUCAUGAAAAAUAGAGCAUCACAUCAUCAUCAUCAUACUCUCCAUAGGUCCCUGUCAAAUGUCACAAACAUCUCUCAUGGAACUUCAACAUCAUCUAUCCAGCGUACAAAGUUAACACAAGGCGUACCUCCUCUUCUGCGAAAAAGUUCUUCAUAUUUUAAGGAGGAAUCACUGAAGGAUGGGGCAUCUAUCGAUACUUCUGAAAUAGCAUCUUCGGCCUUCGUAUCCACCGACAGAUUUAUUCCCGUGAGAAACACGGGGACGGUGGCUAAAUGUGACGAUGAGACGGAGGAUCAAGAUAUAUCGCCACCGCCCAAUGCGUCUCCUUCCACCCAUCUUAAAGCUCGUACUAAGAUAGUUUUCAAGCAAAAUAUUGCUGAGGCGUGUGGACUAGAUAUGACGCAACGUAUCUUGCAAUAUAUUCCGCAACCGCCGCAGUCAUCGGUAAAAAGGGCCUUAUAUUCCAUCGGCAGUAGAUCUCAGUACCACUACAGCUCUGGUGCACAGUCACUUAACAAGUUUGCCAGACUAAGAAAGGUUAAUACUAAUCCUGAGAGGAUACUUGAUGCACCAGGUUUUCAGAACGACUUCUAUUUGAACUUGUUAAGCUGGUCACAGAAAAACGUGUUAGCAAUCGCAUUAGACCAAAGCUUAUACUUGUGGAACGGCGAGACAGGUGAAGUUAGCUUGCUUGUGGAGUUUGAAAACGAAACGAUCACUAGUGUUGUUUGGUCUAACGAUGACUGCCAUAUAUCUAUAGGAAAAGAUGAUGGUAACACAGAGAUUUGGGACGUAGAAACCAUGUCCCAUGUAAGGACAAUGAGGAGCUUGCUUGGGGUGAGAAUCUGCUCUCAAGACUGGUUGGAUACUGUUGUUUGCAUUGGAGCCAAAAGUGGGGAAAUACAAGUUAACGACGUUAGAGUUAAAGAUCAUAUAGUUAAUACUUGGGAAAAGCACACCAGCGAAGUAUGUGGUAUUAAAUUUAGACAAGAUGGGUUACAAUUGGCAUCUGGUGGUAACGAUAACACCGUGAUGAUCUGGGAUACAAGACAGGAUGACCCUGUAUGGGUUAAGAGAAACCACAACGCCGCAGUAAAGGCAAUUGCAUGGCACCCUGAUGUGCUUAACCUGUUGGCUACAGGAGGUGGAUCUUUAGACAGGCAUAUCCAUUUCUGGAAUACUACCACUGGUGCACGCAUAGGGAGCAUCAACACAGGUUCCCAAGUGUCGUCCUUACAUUGGGGACAGAGCUAUGAGGGCUCACACAUGAAUAAAGAAAUAAUCGCAACUGGUGGCUCACCUGAAAACUCCAUUUCCAUAUAUAAUUAUGAUUCUAAAAUCAAGGUUGCUGAGAUCACACAAGCACACGAAUCACGUAUUGUAUCCAGCCAACUAUCACCUGACGGUACCACCAUUGCUACAGUUGGUGGCGAUGAGAACUUGAAGUUUUACAGGGUUUUCGAUGCCAGAAGAAAGAAAGUACGUGACCACGAAACGGAAAGCUUCUUGGAGAUUAUGGGUGUUGGCAAAAAAGGUGACGAAGAAAGCAGCACCUCCCUCUCACCCAAGAAAACCAAUUUCAUCAUUAGGUAG
Eremothecium cymbalariae DBVPG#7215 is the source of this 1710-nucleotide messenger RNA. RefSeq names its product ubiquitin-protein transferase activating protein CDC20 (gene CDC20). The coding region runs from base 1 to 1710 and encodes 569 amino acids. The record is from RefSeq and is a predicted model, not a curated record. NCBI's taxonomy places the organism in Eukaryota, Fungi, Ascomycota, Saccharomycetes, Saccharomycetales, Saccharomycetaceae. Gene Ontology annotation, cellular component: anaphase-promoting complex. The transcript has a single exon. Gene Ontology annotation, molecular function: protein binding; ubiquitin ligase activator activity; anaphase-promoting complex binding. Gene Ontology annotation, biological process: positive regulation of anaphase-promoting complex-dependent catabolic process; anaphase-promoting complex-dependent catabolic process; positive regulation of ubiquitin protein ligase activity.